GACUUCAGUCUGGUUCAGAUGUACUCGUGGCCUCGCGAUGCCCUCUCGUGGCCGAAAAUAAAACAUAUUUAAAAGAACGCUGGGGUUCUUCACGCGUAAUACGGUUCCCCAAAUAAAAGCAACGUUCUUCGGGUAGGGAAGAGAAAACUUCGGCUGACUUGGAGAUGACCCACCCAAUUUUUAUGUUAAAUGAACAAAGAUACCAUCGCGCAGGACAGAAAAACGAUGGAGAAGCCUCUGCUCGUUGACAUCCGGCCUGCUUCUUUCCUACUUGGCUUUCAGGACCCCAAGAGAAGGGGGGGGCUGAAAAGAGGAAAACCUCCCCUCGGGAAGCUAUUGGAAAAUCUGGAUUGCGAAAAAAAAACCUCCCCCCGGGUAGUGGCAGGAUUUCCUUCUGCUCUAAUGAUCCUGCGCUCCGGGUUUUGCCCGAGGACCAGGGCGCCGUAACACGGGAGUCCAGCAGAGGAAGGAGGACACGCGACUGCUUAAGAAAAGCAGGGAGUAGAUAAAAGACGAAGCUAAACUCGUUCUGGGUAAUGGUGUGAGCAAGGAAGAUUACCACAAUGAAACUCAAUGAACGUAGUGUGGUACAUUAUGCCACAUGUGACUCUCCAGCCGAUCAUACUGGCUUUCUGUGCAAGCGUAUGGAACGCCAUCAUCACAACCAUCACAUCACCUCUUACCAGCGCUGCUGGUUCAUUCUCAAGGGCAACUUGCUGUUCUACUUUGAAGAGCGGGACUGCUGUGACCCCCUGGGUCUCAUUGUGUUAGAGGGCUGCACCGUGGAACUAUGUGAAGCUGCUGAGGAAUUUGCUUUUGCCAUCCGCUUUGAUAGCAGUGGUGGCAAAUCUUAUGUGUUGGUUGCUGACUGCCAAGUUGCCAUGGAGGCUUGGGUGAAGGCACUUUCACGAGCCAGCUUUGAUUAUAUGAGGCUAGUAGUUAAGGAACUAGAGAAACAGCUGGAAGAGGCUCAGAGGAGUUUAGCUGCUAGCCAUAAAUCACCAAAGAAAUUGUCUUCUGGCCGCAAAAGGCAUUUAUCAAAUCCCAUGAUGAUAUCCAUCCAAGAACAUCCUGUCAUCUUGGAGAAUGGUUACUCCACAUGGAACGAUAGUUGCACUCUUGCAGAAAUGGCAUAUUCUGAUUUCAGUGGAGGAUUUCUGAAGCCUCCACCUUUACCUCCUCGUCGAAAACUGACAGGCAGUGCUGUAGGUGGAGCAUUGUUGGCUGGGUCUGCCUCUGCCACACAGGAAAGUCCUGUAUCUCCAGAGACUACCUGCUUCUCAAAGUUGCAUAAUUGGUAUGGUCAUGAAAUUGCAGAGGUGAGAAGAGAGUGGAUGGAAAGAAAGAAGACAGUAGAAAUAGGAACACAUUGAAGAAAAUACAUUUUGUGGGAUUGAGAGAAAUGGACAUAAGGUAGGUUUCUGCUUAUAGAAUCAUAUGGUUGGAAAGGACCUUGGUGGUCUUUUAGUCCAACCCUCUGCCCAAGGCAGAAGUCCUUAUUUUACUUGCAGGUUUUAUUCCUAGUUGAUAAAAACUAAGAAACAGCUAUUAUUGCAUCUUCCAGACUGGAUGAUUAAUAAGUCUGCUUUCUAUUAUACAUUGCCACCACACGUUAUUGCCAGGAAUUCUAAAAACACCAUAUUCCUAAUUAUGCACCUUUCAGAAUUUAAGAAGAUAUUUCUAAGAAACUGCUAUAUCAGCUCAAAAGAGUAUUCCAGACCUUUAUUUCAGAAAGUCUACUUCUUCAUGCAAGAGAAGAAUCCAUGUAUCAUUUCCUCCUUUUUUAUCCAUGCACAACUAUUAAUUGUAUUUCAUCUGUAUAUUGUAGCUAUUUUGAUAGAUGUUGGAACAAUAUAGUAGUGAGUUGCCUUUCUGUUCAUUAGAAAAACAUCAUAGAAUGUAUACAUUAUAUUUUAACUAUAGACAUUUCAUAUAUUUUAGAUUUUCAUGCAAAUGAGGACAAAGCUGUGAAAAGUUGCUUCCAUACGACCACCUCAAGAAUUUAUAGUCAAAAUAUAUUUUUUAUUCAGGAACGUCCCACCUCAUGCACUCAGAUGCAACACUGGGCAGCCUCAUAAAAUAUAAGAACAGUAUAUGAUUCAUAGUCAUACCUUAGGUAUGCCUUUAUCUGACCUUACCUGUGUUUUUUCUAUCUUUUGGAACUUCUUAUAUGGACUGUCCUUGAAUUAAAACAGUUUGUUUAAUGACCUUUCGAAGUUAAAACAGCAUUGAAAAAAAUUGACAUAUGACUGUUUUUCACACAACCCCACUGCAACAUCCCCAUGGCCAUGUGAUCAAAAUUCAGGCACUUGGCA
Messenger RNA from Crotalus tigris (Tiger rattlesnake), 2315 nucleotides. RefSeq names its product PH domain containing endocytic trafficking adaptor 2 (gene PHETA2). Gene Ontology annotation, biological process: receptor recycling; endosome organization; retrograde transport, endosome to Golgi. The coding region runs from base 564 to 1373 and encodes 269 amino acids. The record is from RefSeq and is a predicted model, not a curated record. The transcript is spliced from 3 exons. NCBI's taxonomy places the organism in Eukaryota, Metazoa, Chordata, Lepidosauria, Squamata, Viperidae. Gene Ontology annotation, cellular component: recycling endosome; early endosome; trans-Golgi network.